This is a messenger RNA of Girardinichthys multiradiatus, 3541 nucleotides long. RefSeq names its product Rho GTPase activating protein 4a (gene arhgap4a). The transcript has 22 exons. Gene Ontology annotation, biological process: signal transduction; negative regulation of cell migration. Gene Ontology annotation, cellular component: cytoplasm. The record is from RefSeq and is a predicted model, not a curated record. Lineage: Eukaryota; Metazoa; Chordata; Actinopteri; Cyprinodontiformes; Goodeidae. Bases 349 to 2886 code for a protein of 845 amino acids.
GCAUGAAAAAGAAAGAGAGGAAGGGCUUGACACAAAAAGGUUUUUUUUCUGGUUUUGCUUGUCAUACUUGCACAAUCACAUGCUGAUGCUGCAAACUAUAUGUGUGAGCAAGAUGAAGGCUGGGUGAGAAAUGAAGAGCUGCAAAACAGCAAAAUGUGUAUGUGAGAAAGGGAGAGAACUAGUCAUAGAGAGAUAUGAGUUCUGCUCCACCCACAAGCAUCCAUGUCCAAAUUUAGGGGGAGGUAAAACCAUUCAAUGUGCUGUUAACUGGCAUUAUUGAGUUGUUUGAGUCAGGGGAAGGGGCUUGUCAACACAUCUCCUAAAGAAUUUCAUUCUGUUGGAACAGCAAUGACUUCUCAUGCAAAGCUUCGAAAGGAAAGGGUUGGUGUGGUGGACUAUGAUACACAGAUAAAAGAGAUGCGUUGUCAGCUUCUAGACCAACUGAAGGUGCUGGACCUGCAGCUGGAGCAAAAGACCCAACAACUGCAGGACAUGACAGAAUACCUGAGGCGACGGGGUGAGAUUGAAAGCGAAUACGCCCGUUCCCUGGAAAAACUUACAGAAAGGUUCACUUUGAGGAUUAAAAGAAAGGAGCCCAGCACUCACUCAGUCUCCCUGGUCUGGCUGGCUCUCCUGUCUCAAACCCGCCAGGAAAGCAAGGACCACAGUGGACUCAGUGAAAGUUGCAGCAACAUCCUCAUUCAGCCCAUCAUGCACUGUCUGGAGUACACACAACGUCUUGCUAAGAAGAGUAAGGACCUUUGUACUCAGCUGCAAGACGGACUACUCAAGGUUACCUCUGAGCUCCAGACGGCGCGGCGGACGUACCACCAGUAUCACUCAGAGUUUGUUUGUGCAGAGGGGAAGCUGAGGGAGGCGGAAAAACAGGAGGAAAAGCAAAAGCAGAGCGCUGCUAAAAAACUGGAAAGGUUGAUAGAAAAAAGACAAGUUAAAGUCCAGGAGAUACAGUUGAAGUGCAGCAAGGUCAGGAACGAAUACCUCCUAAACCUGUCUGCAGCAAACUCUUCCAUGAAUAAGUACUACCUUCAGGACAUCACCACUCUCAUAGAUUGUGCAGAUGUAGGAUACCACCUGUCUUUGGGUCAGGUCAUGCAAGCCUACCUGUCCAGACAGUCAUGGGCCCAGCAGAACCUGAACAAAGGUCUGCAGCAGCUCCAGGAGGCAGUGUCCGGACUGGACCAGAGCCGUGACAGAGACACACUACUGCAGGACCACUACAACACCUUCUCCAUGCCCCUUCGCUUCCCCUACCAGCCCCACGAAGAAGACCAGAUUUCUGAAGUUAGUGCAGAGUGUGAAAUGAGGUGCGAGAUAGAGAUUCGAUUCAAGCAGAUACAAACCCGACUGAAAACAGUCACUGAAGAAACGGAAGAGGCUGGUAAAAGCAUGUUGACAGCCAAGUCCUCACUACUGGAGGGCAUUAGUGACAAUGAUCUGGAGUCCAGUGUUGGUUUUGGGCUUUCUCAGGCGGGCAGCAAUGAGAAUCUGACUGUUAAACCCAGCGUAGCUCGACGUAGGGCCAACCUGCUGGAAGUAGAAAACGUCUACUUCACUAAAGUAAAAGAAUAUCUUGUUGGCAGUUCACUGGUGUCUAAGCUCCAAGCUAAACAUGACCUGCUUAAAGUGGCUGUGGAAAAAGCUGAAGCAUCAAGUGGAAAUCACCCCAGGUUUUCUGGGACGUCUCUGUGCAUCAGAAAAAAUCAUUCAAGUGGCAAUUUGUUUCACAAUCACAAACUUUUCAGUGGAGACAUGUUGUCCUUCAUAAAGGCUUCAGGGCAACAGAUUCCGAACAUCGUGGAAAGCUGCAUUCGCUUUAUCAACCUUUAUGGUCUCCACCAUGAAGGAAUUUUUAGAGUACCAGGAUCACAGAUGGAGGUCAACGGCCUGAGGGAUGCAUUUGAACGAGGAGAGGAUCCACUGUCUGAACGGAGAUAUGAUCUGGACUCUGUGGCCGGAGUGCUAAAGCUCUACUUCAGAUGUCUGGAGAAUCCUCUGUUUUCUUUGGACAGCACCAGUCAACUCUUAGAGUGCUGCCAAAUAAAGGACGAUGCAGAGAGAGCAGCUCAUCUCAAGGCAGUGGUAUCUUCCUACCCUGAGCCCGUCAUUGUUGUCACGAGAUACCUCUUUGCCUUCCUUCAUCAUGUGUCUCAGUACAGUGAUGAGAACAUGAUGCAGCCAUACAACCUGGCCGUGUGUUUCGGCCCCAGCUUGGUAAGAGGGCAACAGGAUGAUGAUGUUGUGACUCUGCAACCUCAUAUCAACGCCCUGGUGAAGGACAUCAUCCUGCAGCAGGAGAGCAUCUUCCCCAGUCAGAGUGAAGUACAAGGACCAAUGUAUGAAAAGUGUAUGACACUCGAACAGGGCGACUGUGAGGUUAAUACUGAAGGAGAAGUUGAGGUGGAGUACACUCAAAGCAAAGACGAUUUCGAAAUGGGAUUUUCGGCUGAUAAUGGUCCAGAUAUGUCUGCAGCACCCGCAUCGACAAAAGCAGACCGUCCAAGAGCCAACAGCAGUGGCUGCUUAGAUUACAGUAUGAUACCAGCAGGAGGCGGCCUUUCUGCAGCUGGAAAGAUAACCUUGCAGAUUCCAGUUGGGCCGCAGUUUAUGCAAAGAAGAGCACUCUCUCCUUCUCAUGUGCGCAAAGAAUUUCAGCAACAUUCAUCCUCAGAGGACUUGGUUGGUAAAGUUGAUAAGGAAGUCUGUCAAAACAUGGACUCUGUCUUCAAGGAGCUUCUGACACGACAAAUACAGCAGGAUGCCUCCAUAUCGGCUGCUUCUGUUCAUGCUCAACAGAAAAAAGGAAAGCGUGACGGACGGAGGGGGAGAGGAACUGGGAUUUUCAGAGCAGCAGAUCCGCUGGACUGAGAGGACCAGCAUCUGCAAAUGACAUAAACAGAGGCGAUGCUAAUGAAAACCGAUGGGAAAUAUGAGGGGAUCUGACAUCGGCUUUCAGCACAUCUAUUUCUAGAAAUCGAUGGCCUGCGACCCGUGGUUCCUACUCCGAGGCACCAAGGACUCAACAACUGCUCAUGAUUUUUACUGGAGUGACUUUAGACCUACAGUAAUUUAUGAAAACUGUGAAUAACCUGAAAUGCAAAAAUGUUUGCGCACAACUAAAUGAGGUUCUGCAACUUUAACUUGGUUAUCAGCUGGAUAGUUAUGAUCCAGUUAUGUUCUAAUUUUCAAACAUGUUUUGCAUGAACUCUUUUAAAAUAAGAUGAAUGCAUACAACUUAUAAACAACUGUGAAUACUGUGGCUGUAGUGGUUUGUUUAUAUAUAUAAAAAUAUUUUUUUCCCACUUUGAUUUGUCUGUACAUAAUAAACCUAUUCUAUUUUGACAUUUAAUUCUAGGCAAAUAUGCACUCAAUACUUUGGAAAGUUGUACAACACUUCAUAGUGUGAAGGAGCGGAGCAUCAAAACUGAGCCACAUCGAAAAAAAUGUUAUUUUCUUUCAAUACAGUUUGUGGUGUUACCUUGAUAUGCAGGAAUAACUGCAAAUAAACAUUCCUCUGAAGUUU